Molecule: messenger RNA, 690 nt
Organism: Lymnaea stagnalis (great pond snail)
Lineage: Eukaryota; Metazoa; Mollusca; Gastropoda; Lymnaeidae
Source: the annotation of a GenBank genome assembly
AUGUUAGGUGGUCGCUACAUUAUCAUUAGUCAUAUUGAGACUAACGGAGAAACAGCAGUGUUGUUAAAAGCCAAGGUUUGUGUAAUUACAUUAAACAUUUAUAGCUUUAUGAAUUUGUUCAGUUAAUUUUAUAUAUGCGCCCAGUCAAUUAAAUUUUUAAGUUAAAAGGGUACAAAUCAAUUUGAAAUACUGAUGGUGGAAGAAAUUGUUUCAAUUGAAAGAAAAUAAUUUAUUUUUAUAAAAAAAAGUAUAUUUACUUUCUGCUCACUAAGGUGAUGUGGUUUUCAACACAUAUUUAUUGUAAGAGUUAUUUUUUAGUAUAAUAAUAUUUAACUUUUAUACAGAUGCCAUGGACACUUUAGUUUGUCUCUUUACACUAUUUAUAGUAAUAAGUUUUUAAUAAAAACCUUUAAAACAAAUUUUAAAAUGUUCACAUCUAGGAGUGACUGAACAUCUAUUUAUUAACAAAAUUCCAAUGAUUUAGUAUAUUUAAUUUGAAAUUAAUUAGCAAUUUUAUUUUUCAAAAUUUAGGAUUGUUUUCAUAAGUUCCAUCCAGUAGUAAUCAAGGUAGUUCAUCUGAUGUACAGAUUUGCUGGCCUUCAAGAAGUCCAAACUUUACGUAGACUUAAAACUGCUGAUCCAUGCCAUCUAUCACAUACAAUGGCACUUUUGGUAAACAUAAAUUUCUAA